AUCCACUAGCUCCUUGCGCAGAGUUAGUGGGGUGCAGCGGCUGCAGCCAGCCAAGCUUUUGGUGGUGGUGCGCCCCGAAUUCCGCAACCCGCGCAACUACCCGUUUGGCCACGCUCUUCCCAGAGGUCGGUCGAGGCGUGCUCGGAAUCGGGCCAAGGCGAACAGAAAACCGCUUCGAAUCGGCCCAUGCACGGUGCUUUUACCUCCGCGCCGUUCGCCGUUCAGUCGCUUGACCCGGCCGACCGAAAACCCCACGGCCAUAUAUCGUUCCACGCUCAGAGGCCGGAGUCCUCCGCCACGGAGUCCCCGCUGGGAUGAGGAAGCACUCGUCGGGAUCGUCGGAGGACGAUGAUGUUUCUCUCGUCGAGCCCCCCACAGACGCUUCCCUCCGGCUCCAUGCGGAAGAGCCGCGCUUGUCAGCGAAGCCCGCGACCAAGCUCGACCGUCGCCGCAGUCUUGACCGCCGCCCUUCCUUCUCAGUUAGCCGACGGUCCAGCAGCGCCAACUGGCGAUCACCGGAAUCUCGCAAUGGGCAGGGGGAGAAGCUUCCCGCCGCCGGCCGCACUGCGCCGUCGUCCCCUCUUGGCUUGAUCCUAGCGCCCACCGGGGAGCUGCAGCCAAAAGGAACAAAAAAGGCCCCAGAGACGAGACUUGCUGGGCGGCGCCCGCAAUGGAGGAGUCCCUGGGCAGUUGGCGUUCUGGGACUCCUGACAUCCAUUGUCGGUCUUGGCUUUCUGUUGACCGUCCUUCACUCUUCCGUGACGCGACAGCUCGAUCCAAAGGGGUGCCGCAUGUCGUACAUGCGACCGUCGUACGCCAAGCUCAACGAAUUCGAUACCGAACACACGCGUCUUGCGAGCAAAUACUCUCUGUACUUGUACCGAGAACAAGGCGUCGACCAUGACACGAAGGUCAGGGGCGUGCCCGUCCUCUUCAUCCCCGGCAACGCCGGGAGCUACAAGCAAGUUCGGCCCAUCGCUGCAGAAGCUGCCAACUACUUCCACGACGUUCUACAACACGACGAGGCAGCGCUCAAGGCCGGCGCGCGGGCUCUUGACUUCUUCACCGUCGAUUUCAACGAAGACAUCACGGCCUUCCACGGCCAGACUCUCCUCGACCAGGCCGAGUACCUCAACGAGGCGAUCCGAUAUAUCCUCUCCCUCUACCUCGACCCGCGAGUCUCGGACCGGGACCCCGAUCUCCCCGAUCCGACUUCCGUCAUAGUUCUGGGGCAUUCCAUGGGAGGCAUCGUCGCGCGUACGAUGCUGACCAUGCCGAAUUACCAAGCUAACUCGAUCAACACCAUUGUCACCAUGUCUGCCCCCCACGCCAGGCCUCCCGUGUCUUUCGACCGCCAAAUUGUCAAGACAUACGACGACAUCAAUGGUUACUGGCGCCAGGCCUACUCGCAGCAGUGGGCCAACGAUAAUCCCCUGUGGCAUGUUACGCUCGUGUCUAUUGCCGGCGGCGGUUUGGAUACUGUGGUUCCCUCCGACUAUGCGAGCGUCGAGUCUCUGGUGCCGGACACGCAUGGCUUCACCGUCUUCACCUCGACCAUCCCCGCCGUGUGGACAAGCAUGGACCACCAGGCAAUUCUUUGGUGCGACCAGUUCCGGAAGGUUAUUGCGCAUGCCAUUUACGAGGUUGUGGAUGUCCACCGGGCCACGCAGACAAAGCCUCGGGCCGAACGUAUGCGGGUGUUCAAGAAGUGGUUUCUCACUGGCAUGGAGGCUGUCGCCGAGAAGACCGCGCCUCGCUCGGACCCAACCACGUUGCUCACCGUGGCCGACAAUGCGGACUCUAUCAUUGCCGAGGGAGAGCGGUUGGUUCUCCGAAGCCUCGGCUCGGCGGGCGCAGUACGGGCUCAUCUCCUGCCGAUCCCGCCGUCAGGGUCGCCGGACGGGAAGCGCUUUACCUUCUUGACGGAUGCGAAGCUCGACAAGCCAGGUGAAAACGGGAAGUUGGAGGUUCUCUUCUGCAGCGUGAUUCCGUCGCAACCGAGCCAGUCUUGGGCAGGCUUCUCCAGCCAGAUCGACCUUUCCCGAGGAGCCACGGGAACCACUCGACUUGCGUGCAGAUCCGCCGGCCCGGAUGUCGUGUCGCUUCCAGCCUCCACUCGCUCGACGCGCUAUCCCUUCUUUACUGACAGAGAGCGAGAGAUCACGCCAUUCUCCUAUCUCGAGUACGGCGUCGAUGACAUCGCUGAGCACCAAUUUGUGGCCAUUGUUGAGAAGGCGACCAGUCCGACACCGGGAUUUGUAAUCGCCGAGUUCAGCGACCAUUCUAGGUCACACUGGACGGAGAAUAUCGACCUUCGGCGUCUGUUGACGUCUGGGUUGAAGCUUCGCCUCCCUGCCGAGCGACCAAUGGUCUCCAAGAUCAAGGUGCCCUCGUUGCAGUCGAGUCUGCUGGCCUACAAUUUGCGAAUCAGCCAGCAGGGCUGUGAUGGCCAGGAGGAACUCUUCGCGCCGUUGGCCCGGCAGUACUUGGCUGAACCGUACGAGUCCAAAUAUUUCGUCAACGCGCGAGAAGUCGCCGUCAGCCUCCAUGGUGUUGCGCCAUAUGUCCCUCCGCCGCUGGCAAGAAAGCUUGAGGAUGACGGAUUGGGCUUUCAGUUCUGGACGGACCCAACUUGCAACUCCAACAUCCAAGUCGAGCUGACUGUCGAUGUUCUUGGAAGUCUCGGCAAGCUCUACAUGCGCUACCGCACGGUCUUCGCAGCCUUCCCCUUGUUCGUGGUUGCCCUGGUCCUCCGGAAGCAAUUCCAACUUUAUGACGCUACGGGGCUAUUUAUCCCGUUUUCGGAAAGCCUGGAGAUGUCCCUGCGACGGUCCAUUCCCCUGAUGCUGGCAUCCCUCACACUCCUGACUUUCUCGACUGCGGGCUCGUCCACGGCAGGCAACGCCAGAUUGUGGCGCUGGCGAGAUGACGCGUCCUCGAUCAUCGAUUUCCGCAAGAACGACCUUUUGAUCGGAACCCAAGAGCCCAUGUUUCUGUUCCUGAUCCCUCUGAUUGGGAUCAUCUGCGUCGGUGUUUGCACCGCGGUCCAUUACAUGGCUCUCAUUCUGACGCACUUGCUGAGCGCGCUUGCGAGCCUCCUCACCUUCCGCCCUGGAUGGAUCCGCAACGAGGAUAGGAGGAAAUUAGCACCUGUGUUCUGGUGUCCGUCCCCACGACGGCGGAUGCUCACGACGGCUGUUUUGCUGCUCCUCGUCUCGACCGUGGUGCCUUAUCAGUUCGCCUAUCUGGUUGCUUGCCUGGUGCAGCUGAUGACCACGGUCCGAGCCCAGCGGAUUGCCUCGGAUCUUCGGUCGGCCGCCAACUCGAACUUCUACAACUACGCCCAUUCGAUCCUCAUCCUCAUGCUCUGGAUCCUGCCCAUCAACCUGCCGACCUUCGUGGUCUGGGUUCACAACCUGGCGGUCCAUUGGCUCACGCCUUUCACAUCGCAUCACAACGUCCUGUCCGUCAUGCCCUUCGUGGUCCUUGUCGAGACGUUGACGACCGGCAAGAUGAUCCCACGCGUUGCCAGCCGGCUCAAGCACGUCACCAGCCUCCUGCUGUUCUGCACCGCGGUCUACGCGGCCGUGUACGGCGUCUCGUACGCUUACACGCUGCAUUAUCUGGCGAAUCUGCUGGCCUUCUGGCUAGCCAUUCUCCACUCGUCGUCAGACUCGUGGUCCCUGGCAGGGCUGAGCCACCUCUACGCAGGAGAUGCCGACGGCCGCAAAAGAGGAAAGGAGCCGUGAGCUGCUCCCUCUUUACCGGCUCGAUUCGCCUCUCUGAGAGCCGGAGCUAUGCAUGCGACCGCUCUCCCAUGGCUUGACCUCGUCUCGCCAGUAUGGAUAUCUCCUGCCUGCAUACCCGAU
Molecule: messenger RNA, 3869 nt
Organism: Thermothielavioides terrestris NRRL 8126
Lineage: Eukaryota; Fungi; Ascomycota; Sordariomycetes; Sordariales; Chaetomiaceae
Exons: 3
Coding region: 315-3749 (1144 amino acids)
Biological process (GO): GPI anchor metabolic process; endoplasmic reticulum to Golgi vesicle-mediated transport
Cellular component (GO): endoplasmic reticulum
Molecular function (GO): phosphatidylinositol deacylase activity
Source: RefSeq, a predicted model, not a curated record